UGAACCUAGAGCUCUGCCCUGCAUCUGCAUUCAUGCACGAACGACUCAGCUCAGCUCACGAUUUCCUCUUCUUUCUUCUUCAAUUUCAGAGAUAAUUUAAGAUUUUAAAGAAAAUGCCAAAAAGAAAAUAUACAGAGGCAUCACUGGCGGAGGCCAUUAAUAGAGUUCGGCUGGGCGAGCUCUCCCAAAGACAGGCUUCGGCAGAGUACGGUAUUCCGAGGGCAACAAUGUUCGACAAGGCAUCAGGUCGACGACCCCCUGAAAUGUGUGCCAUGGGGCCAUCUCCGUACUUGACCGUGGAUGAGGAAGCGAGAAUUGCAACCUGGGCAAUUCAGAUGUCUAAGAUUGGGUAUGAAAGGACCAAGCCCCAAAUAUUACAGAUGGCCCAGCAGAUCAUCCGAGAAGAUGGGAGACCCAACCCUUUUAAGGAGGACAAACCGGGGAAAAAUUGGUUUAGCAGAUUCAUAAAGAGGAACCCCACCCUUUCCCUGAGGACCCCCCAAGCUUUAGGCAAGGAGAGGGCAGUACUCACCCCUAAAAAAAUUGACAGGUGGUUCGAGGGACUUCACUCCUACCUUGUCGAACAGAAUGCCGUCAGCAUCCUAACCUCACCAGAUCGGAUCUGGAAUGCUGAUGAGAGCGGCUUUGCUCUUUCGCCGACGAGUGGCAGGGUCAUAGGAAUGAGAGGGGCAAAGAACAACUUAAGUACUUUGGAGGCGGCAUCCGCAAGUGGCGUCUUCUGCCCCCCGUUUAUUAUCUACCCAGGGAAGAGGGUCUCUCGUAAAUGGAGACCGAUGGAAGGAGCACCGGAAAGUUGGUUUUAUGGCUUCAGUGAGAGUGGAUCGAUGAACUCAGAGCUGUUCCUCUCGUGGCUCGCAGACCACUUCCAUCCGUUUUUACUGAGCCGUGGAACCCACUUUCCAGUGCUCCUUCUUGUGGAUGGUGAUGCUAGCCAUGUUGAUCUUCAAGUAGCCCAGUAUUGUCAAGAUAAGCAGAUCAUAUUGUACCGGAUUCAGGCGAACGCGAAUCAUGUCAUCCAACCACUAGGCCUGUUCGUCUUUGGCCCGUUGAAGAAAGCGUUUAAGGAGAGGAAAGGAGAGUGGAAGGAUGGUCAUUCUGGGCAGUUUGUCACCAAGGCUUCCUUCGCCGGCGUGUUCGCCAAGGCUUGGGCGGACAUCAAACCUGAGUUGGCCAUAGAAGGAUUCAGAGCAGCAGGCAUAUUCCCUUUUACUAGGGGAUAUUGCCGGGAGAAGCUGGCUCCGUCACAGGUGCUUACCAUCCAAGCAGCACCACCUGCAAGAGCCGCUGCAGCAACACAAACAGCCGCCGCAACACAACCACAAGUCGUCCUAGCACUUCUAACAGCCUUCCCAGCACCACUACCUGCUGCACCACCAGCUGCACCAUCCGCCCAAGAAGCACCAACACAACCACAAGUCGUCCCAGCACCACCACCUGCAACAGCCAUUCAAGCACCACCACAAGUCGUCCCAGCACCACCACCAGCUGCACCAACCACAACAGAUAAUCCCGCCAUGCCAAGAAGAUCUUCUUCGUGUCCAAGGCCACCUAACUACGUUUCCUCGGCAUUGGACAGGUCCCUAAAAUCCCCGGAAGCUACGAGGAUGGCAUCGAAGAGGAAAGCGGGAGAUGAGCUCCCAGAAACCAUCUCUGUUGCACAUUUGAUCAGUUACCAGAAGAAGAGGCGAGAAGACAAGGAGGCAGGAGAGGCCAUAAAGAAGAAGAAGAGAGAAGAAAGAGAAGUCAAGAAGGCAGAGAAGGAGAAGAGGAAUGGAGGGAAGAGGUCCAGAGAGGAACCCAGGGACGAAGAAGUAGACGAGAUGGUGUGCAGCAAGUGCCAAGAUCGUUUUUAUCCAGCUAGGGACCUUCGAUUGCAGAGGGUACCAAUGAUGAUGAUGCAGGCUGUGCAGCAAACGGGUACGGGAGGACCGGAGGUACUGAGCGUGGCUGAGGUACCCAUCCCCAAGCCUGGACCUCAUGAAAUCCUCAUGAGAAUACAUGCAUCGGCGAUAAACAGAGCUGAUACCCUUCAGAGGCGUGGUUUGUACCCUGUCCCCCAGGGUCAACACUCGUAUUUGGACUAGAGGCUGCGGGGGAGGUGUGUGAUCUCGCCAACUCCACUCCGGGCAAGUGGAAGAUAGGUGACCGAGUCAUGGCCCUUCUUCCAGGGGGAGGCAAUGCACAGUAUGCAACGGCCCAUGAAGAUCACCUGAUACCUGUUCCUGAUCACCUGACCAUCCAACAAGCAGCUGC
Messenger RNA from Strongylocentrotus purpuratus (purple sea urchin), 2274 nucleotides. RefSeq lists its product as uncharacterized. Lineage: Eukaryota; Metazoa; Echinodermata; Echinoidea; Camarodonta; Strongylocentrotidae. The record is from RefSeq and is a predicted model, not a curated record. Gene Ontology annotation, molecular function: DNA binding. The transcript is spliced from 6 exons. The coding region runs from base 114 to 2105 and encodes 663 amino acids. Gene Ontology annotation, cellular component: nucleus.